Molecule: messenger RNA, 459 nt
Organism: Physeter macrocephalus (sperm whale)
Lineage: Eukaryota; Metazoa; Chordata; Mammalia; Artiodactyla; Physeteridae
Product: guanine nucleotide exchange factor subunit RIC1-like
Exons: 3
Source: RefSeq, a predicted model, not a curated record
CAUCCAACCACCCAUCCACCUGUGCAUCUAUCCAUCAAUCCAUCUAUCCAUCCAUCCAUCCAUCCAUCCUCCCACCUAUCCAUCCAUCCAUCCAUCCAUCCAUCCAUCCAUCCAUCCACUCAUCCAUCCAUCCACUCAUCCACCCACCCACCCAUCCAUCCAUCCAUCCAUCCAUGCAUCCAACCAUCCACCCACCCAUCCAUCCAUCCACCCACUCAUCCACCUAUGCAUCCAUUCAUCCAUCCAUCUAUGUAUCCAUCCAUCCACCUAUCCAUCCAUCCAUCCACCUAUCCAUCCAUCCACCCAUGCAUCCAUCCAUCCAUCCAUCUUUGUAUCCCUAUGCAUCCGUCCAUCCACCCACCCAUCCACCCACCUACCUAUCCAUCCAUCCACCUAAGCAUCCAUCCAUCCAUCCAUCCACCUAUCCAUCCAUCCAUCCAUCCAUCUAUACAUCCAUCC